Messenger RNA from Trypanosoma theileri, 3291 nucleotides. Its product is annotated as putative kinesin. The annotation marks the transcript as partial. The transcript has a single exon. Lineage: Eukaryota; Euglenozoa; Kinetoplastea; Trypanosomatida; Trypanosomatidae. Gene Ontology annotation, molecular function: ATP binding; microtubule motor activity; ATP hydrolysis activity. Gene Ontology annotation, cellular component: kinesin complex; microtubule. The record is from RefSeq and is a predicted model, not a curated record. Gene Ontology annotation, biological process: microtubule-based movement.
AUGAAUAUUAGGAUGAAAUCCUCCACCAGAAGUAACAGUAACAUCACGCCGAUGAAAUCAACGGGAAAUAUCAACAACAGCAGCAGUACCAUUAAGAAGAAGAAGCUCAGCCAAUCACAAUCUCAAUCUCAACAAAAACCACAAGAACUAUUACAAACCCGUCGACCAUCAGAAUCUCAACAACAACCACCACCACAAUUGGAUAGUUCAGAAGAAUCCUUAUUAUUUACAGACGUUGUACUCCGUGGAGUUCAUCACUGCAGUGUCCGCGGCGAUGGAGGUAUUCCCAUUACUCCCUUAAAACGAUUGGCAACCGAUCUCCAGCAGGAAUUACGAGAAAAUGGUUCUCAAUCUCCUCGAGUAGAAACGCCUGUGGAUAUUCCGCAUUCCUUAUCUUUCACUGCCUCUAUUAUGGGGCCAGUUCCUAGUAUGUUAAGAGAAAUGGCAGAAACUCCUCAUGUCUCUUUUGCUCCUGUCCCAUUGGAGGAUAGUAAUAAUAUGGAUGCUGUUAAUAAUGCGGGAAAUAUCUCUGUUGUGGUGCGUGUACGUCCACGUCGCUCAAAUAAUAAUAAUAAACCGCUUUGCUGUAAUGUGAUUGAUCCUCAACAAGGUAUUAUUGAACACAUCACUUCUUCUCGACAGUCCCCACCAUUAAUAGAUUCCGUUCGAUUUGCCGCUUCUUCAUAUUUACCACGAGAAUCUUCAAAACGCGCCAACUCUGAGUCUCAAUCACCGGAAUCUAAAAAGCGAACUUUCACGUUUGAUGCUAUUUUGGAUGAAUAUGCAAGUCAACGAGAUACAAUGGCAUGUGUAGGGCAUAAAUUACUUCAAUGUAUACUGCAGGGAUAUAAUGGCACUAUUCUCUGUUAUGGACAAAGUGGAAGUGGAAAGACUCACACUAUACUUGGACCCGGUGGGGAGAAGAAUGAUAUUUAUUUAGAUGGUGAACAUGUGGGUUUAUUACCACGAAUGUUGGGAGAACUCUUUCUUUCACUUCGUAAGAAGUAUGCCGGUAUAGAGGGAGAAGAAGAAGAAGAAGAAGAAAAAAAAAAGGAAGAAGAAGAUGAUGAAGAUUAUAUGGAAGGAGAAGGAAGGGAAAGUGUGAAAAUAAAUGAUGAGAAUUGGCUUUGGCAAGUACAUAUCAGUGCAGUGGAACUCUAUCAAGAAGAACUUCGAGAUUUACUCUUUCAUACAGCACCUCGGUCGGGAAGUGAAUAUGGAGGAGGAACGAGUAGUAGUAGUAGUAGUAUGAUUACCAUUAAACCAACCCAUCGCUACUCCGCCUCUAUUAUCUCAGACUCUCGUAAUUCCUUUUCACCAUUACCCUCCGGUCGACAUUCUCUUUCACGCCCAUCUCAUCGACCAGAACUUCAUAUUCGAGAUGUGGGUACUGGUGUACAAGUGGAAGGACUUUCUUGGCAUAAAGUCUGUGAUUUUAAUGAGGCUAUGCGGGCAGUGAACAUUGCCGUUCAACAACGUCAAGUGGCAUCCACCGCAUUAAAUGCGAGAAGUAGUCGUUCUCAUUUAUUAUUUUUUGUUCGUGUUCAACAACGCGAUCCUACCAUGAUGGCAAAGAAGGAACAACAUGGUGGGGAUUAUGGUUGGGUGCAAUCAUUAUUAACAUUUGUGGAUUUAGCAGGAUCAGAGCGAGUGGCCGCUACUGGUGCAGAGGGACUUCAAUUAAAAGAAGCCCAACGUAUUAAUUUAUCUCUUACAUUAUUGGGAAAUGUUAUUCGUAAACUCUCCGCAGCCGCAGCCGCUAAUAUAAAGAGAGAAGAGUUGGGACAUAUUCCCUUUCGAGAUUCCAAACUCACUCGCCUAUUACGGGAUAGUGUUGGGGGAAAUACAAUUACUGUACUCCUCUGCACAAUCUUACCAGAUGGAAAGAAUGCCACGGAAACACUAUCUACAUUAAAUUUUGCAAAAGAUGCGAAACUCAUUCGAAAUCGACCAGUCGUAAAUCGUAUCACAACAAUGGCAGAAUUACAGGCAAAGUUAUUAGCAGCGGAACGUCGGAUUGCCUCUCUUGAACAAGAAAAGGGAAUUUCUGAAAGAAAAUAUCUCGAACAACAACAAAAACAAAAACAACAACAAGAACAAUCCCAACAACGACAACCAUCCCAAUCUCAACAUCGACAAGAAGGAGAUGAGAGAAGUAGUGGAAAUGGACUUUCCGAUGCUGAUCCUUUAAUUUGCCCAAUGUGUUCCACGCAUAUAAGUUCCCCCAAGGGGCCCUUUUUCUCUCAAGAUCAUGAAAUGGAUAUGAACAGUGAUGAAGCCGCCGUUCGAUUGGAUUUCUAUUCUUCUUCUUCUGCUGCUGCUGCUGCUCAUCCAGAUGUGUUUGUCUCUAAAGAUGAUGAGAUUAAAGCUCUACGGGCCAAACUAAUGAUGAUGACGAAUAAAUUACAUCAGACACAAGCAGAACUCAUGCGAGUGCAAUCCCGCUUUUUGGAGGAACGUCAAAAGACAUCAGAUGAAGAAGAUGAAAAGGAAGAAGAAAAGGAAAAGGAAAAGAAGGAGAAUCCUGAGAUACCACCAGCAAGAGAAAAAGAAAAAGAAAAAGAACAACAGGCAAAAGAAGAAAAUGAAAAACAAAAACAAAAACAAAGAAAAGAAGAAGAAGAAGAAGAAAAAGAAGAGAAAGAUCCUUCUCUUGUGGGAACUGUAGAAGCUUCUUAUCUAGUGGAUAGUGAGAUCUGCAGUGAUGAUUCCCCAUCUUUAAUGGGUGGUUGGCGUCAUGUUCGCAUCCCACCCACACAAACCCCCACUUUACGUAAAGGCCUCACUUGUGUGUUGUUUGCAUUAGUGCCGUGGGCGGAGCGAUUUGUGCCGUCGGCGUGGCUGCGAAAUACCGCCGCAGCCGCAAUGGUGGAAUCUUUAAAUGCCGUUACUUCCCUACCACUAUCAUCAUCAUCAUCAGCAGCAGCAGCAUCACAAUUAAAAAAGAAAAGAAAACAAGAAAGGGAAAAGGAAAGAUCCACACAGAGGCAUAUCUUCUCUUCAACGAAUCAUUCACCAUUAACAGCAGAUGCGAGUAUACGUAGUGAUGGUCCUCAUUCUUCUUCAUCAUCUUCUUCUUCCUGCAGUUGUUGCAGUUGUGAUUGUGAGAGUAAUAGUAAUAAUAAUAAUAAUAAUAGCAGCAGUAUGAGUACGACUGUUAGUAGUAGUAGUAAUGAUGAGAAUAAUAAUAAUAAUAAUCAUCAUCAUAAUAAUAAUAACAGUCGUGUGAGUAAAGAUCUUCCCUCUGUGUUGGGUGGCAGUAUGGACUCUACGUGGACUCCCAGUAGUAAU